Messenger RNA from Dendrobium catenatum, 2330 nucleotides. RefSeq names its product transcription factor TCP8. NCBI's taxonomy places the organism in Eukaryota, Viridiplantae, Streptophyta, Magnoliopsida, Asparagales, Orchidaceae. Gene Ontology annotation, cellular component: nucleus. Gene Ontology annotation, molecular function: sequence-specific DNA binding; DNA-binding transcription factor activity. The record is from RefSeq and is a predicted model, not a curated record. Bases 732 to 1784 code for a protein of 350 amino acids. The transcript has a single exon.
UUUACCUCUGAAAAUGACUGCUAGCAUGCGUUAACCCAAAUGCCUACUACUACUACUACUCUCCUGGGGAUCGCCAUCACCAUUAGGUCUGUGAAGCCAUGUCCGAUGGUAUCAAGUCCGAACAAAAAUGGAAAGAGGGAUAGAGAUAGAUAGGAAGCAGGGGAGGAAAAAGCGAAGAGAGUGGUGAGUUUUGGGAUUUGUAGUUCAAAGUUUGAACUAUCUGCUUCCUUCUCAGCUGCCAUGGCGACCUCAUAGAUCUAUUUAAUAUUUAUCCCUCAUUCCUUCCGAGGCUCCACGAGUGGCCUACACCCUACUACUGCUUCCCCUCUCUACUCCUCCCUACUCGCCAGUCACAGCUCAUCCCCACCAAGAAGUCGAACCAGUGGAGAAAAAGCUGCGAGAUUUUAGGGGAGAAUAAAAAAACCCUCAACCCCUUCCCCACAACCGAGCCUUCAGAAUCAAAGCUCGCUUCUUUCUCUCUCUUUGUUUCUUUCUUCUUCCUCGAUCGGCCAGCUGAGACAAGAGUCAAUAGCCCGAGCCCCACGCACCACGUGUUCCACGAAACCCUAACCCCUUCUCCAAUCUGUUUCCUGUUUUUACAUUUUUACUUUUUAUUUUUCAAAAAUUGAUGAAUUUCUUACGAGGAUUUCAUAGAGCUGAGCUAAAAUCACCAGAGCGGAGUUUCUAGAGAGGAAAAGGAUCAAACUUGACGAGUUGCUGAUUAGUAAAGCAUGGAGCAAGUCGACCACCGACACAGCGGGGCCCACCCUCCGCCUCCUCCGGCGACAUCGCCGCUACUCACCGGAUCUGGCCACGUGGACUCAUCCCUCGCCAUUUCAACCACCAAGCAGAAGACGACGGUUGCGGUGGCGGCGGCGGCACCGGGAGCUGUUGCUCAACCGAAACGGUCAUCGAAAGACCGGCACACCAAAGUUGACGGCCGAGGGAGGCGAAUACGCAUGCCGGCGGCCUGCGCCGCCCGUGUGUUCCAGCUCACCCGCGAGCUCGGUCACAAAUCCGAAGGCGAAACAAUCGAAUGGCUUCUCCAACAAGCCGAACCGGCCAUCAUCGCUACCACCGGAACCGGAACCAUUCCGGCCAAUUUCUCCUCCCUCAACGUAUCUAUCCGCAGCAGCGGAUCUUCUCUCUCAGCCCCGCCUUCCAAAUCCGCCCCUCUUUUCGCACACCACUACGAAGUCGCCGACCCAUCCUCCAUGCUCGCCUUCCACCAGCCCGACGUCCCUCUCGUCGCCGAAUCCACCGACCAAUAUUUUAGGAAACGAUUCAGAGAAAACCUUUUCAAAGAAGAACAAGAAGGGCCCGGCGCCGGUGCCGGAGCGGCUGCGUCGUCGUCGCCUCCAAAACCGGGGUCGCGGCCGGUUGUCCCGGCUGCCAUGUGGGCGGUGGCGCCAGGGAGUAGCACCGGAGGAGGGGCGUUCUGGAUGCUUCCGGUCACGGCGGCCUCGGCUCCGAUGGCACCAGAAGCGCCUUCUUCAUUAUGGACUUUUCCGACUGCAGCGGGGGCGAGUACGAUGCAAGCGCCGUUACAGUUUGGACGCGCCAUGGGUGGGAUGCAGAUGGGGUCUAUGUUUCCGGCAGUUCAGCAUCUAGGCUUAGGGAUUGCGGAUUCAAACCUCGGGAUGAUUGGCGCGAUUAAUGCUUAUAAUCGGAGUGGACGUGGCGGCGGCGGUGGUGCUGUGAUGAGCUCCGAUCAUGAUUCUGCGAUGGCCAGGCGGCAAGGGUCGCAGAGUGGAGGAGGAGAUGGGCAUAGCAAUUCUCAGUAGAGAGAGAAAGAUAGACACAGAGCGAGCGAGCGAGCGAGUAGCGAGCGAGCGAGCGAGAGAGAGAGAGAACAAAAGCCAAAAGGUAAUUCGGGGUGGGGAAUUAGUUCCUCACUGCAACUGAACACCACCAUUGCAAGCAAAAAAAAGAAAAAAAAAUCUAUAUAUGCUAUAUUUAUAUCAGAUUGUAUUGUGUUUGAUUUUGAAAUUUUUGUUUCUCUCUUCUUCUUCUUCUUCGCUGCGUUUGAACUGUGAGGUUUUUGAGUGCUGGAAUUAUUGAAGAUUGCCCUCUCUUUCUCUCUCUCUCUCUCAUGUUUUCUUUUGGCAUUAAUCACAUCGUUCGUAUUAUAUUUGAUUACCGUAAUGAUAAUGAAGAAGAACGGAGAGAGGUGAUUUGUGGGUCCGAAAUGGGCAUCGAAGCGGAGAAUGUGAUGGGAGGAUGAUAAUUUGUACAUUUGACUGUCGAAGUUUAAUUAGCAAGGAUUCCUUGUUUCUUGUUUUAUUAUAUAGACAUUUUCUGAGCAAGAGAACCACAGUGUAAUUAUUUCC